AUAUUAAAUAUUCUAUACAAUUGCAUCAAGAGAUCCACUCUCCUUAUAAAAUAUCUUAAACACUGAAUGACACAGCGACUGUGCGAGAUUGCAUCAGUGUGUAUAAGUAGCGCUUUAGGAGCAUAACAAAACUUCCUUUCUAGGGAAGUCGUUGUGGCCGAGUGGACUUACGCACUGGUUUGACAAUCUUGCUAGGCGGUGGGUGCCGUACGUCGCUGGUUCGACCCCGAGCUGGGGCGAAAAUUUUCAGUACCUAGUUGUGAUUAUUUGGUGCUUUAUAUAUAUAUAUAUACAUGUAUGUAUAUAUAUAUAUAUAUAUAUAUCAUUCUAAUCAAUCUUUCUUUUUUUUUUUUUACAAAUUUAUUGAGAUCUAUGUCACAAAUAAGUGUACAAAAUGCAUAUACAUACAUUAAAGUGAGAAAGAGAUAGAAAAAGAGGAGUGGGGAGAGAGAAAGACUAGACUGGUGCAUGGAGAUAGUCAGCUAAUGCCCCUUUAAAUCAGAAUGUCAUCUUUACACAUUUAAUUGUUCUACCCUUACACAUGUACUAGAUUGCAUGCAUUACUGAUAGUAUAUAUAUUGGGGAAGGAAAGCUGGUUUUAGUAUGUGCAAGUUUAACAUAAUUUUACUAUUUUCAUGCUCUAUUUAGGCUCCCCCGAAGACUAAAAGCACCACCAGUCAAGCAGUUGUGCCUCGGGGUGCAGGUAGAGGAACAGGGAGGGGGGCAGGAAGCCAGGCUGUGGUUCCUCGCGGAGGAAGACAGAUAGCCAUGACAAAGGAUGCUGAAGGCAUGAUCAUCCCUGAGGGAUACACAGUGAGAAAAAUUGAACCAGCCAAGAACUAUGAUGUGGUUUCUUUUGCUCGAGCAAUGAAUGAAGAUUUUGCACCAAGGUUGAAAAAGCUGUUUGAUCCAGAAACAGAGGCAGCACUUGAAGCACAGAAAACUGGUAUUUACAUAGGAUGGAGGUGUCCAGAGUUCAAGCAUGACUGUCAGAGAGUCAACAAGGUGUCCAAAUGUUUCUGUGGUCACCUGCUAGGGGAACAUGGAUCGUAUACAGGAAAAAGUAUUCGCGUGCCAUGUAAACAAGGAGGUUGUAAGUGUAAGGCUUUCGCAUGGAUUCCGUCCAGACCAGAGGAUGUGGGGGAGUUUUGGUUUCAGAGGAGGCGAGAUUUUGACCCAAGUACCUGGCGAGCAAAAUGUCGGUGCAAACACACGCAUGAAGAACAUGAUCCAGUGAUGAGACGAUGCAAAUCACGGGGUUGUGGCUGUGGAUUGUUUGAUUCCAACUUCCUGUGCGCUGCAUGUGAUAAACACUGGGAACAACACGAGACAUUUUUUGAGACAGAGGAUGAAAGACGACAAAAUGGCCUCCCUGUUGGUGAAAUGUAUCUGCCAUUUGCAGAGAUGCCAAAUCUGCGUAACAUUGCGUUAACUGGGGAUGAGUAUGAUGACAGUACAUAUCUAGCCCUUACCCAGGGGGAGGGGUCUAUACCCCAAUCUAACAGACCAGUUGGUAACAAUGCCCCAGUCAGCUUCAGUGGUGGAUCAAGGAGUGGUUUCAAGCCAGUGUAUGACUGAUGGGUAGUUCAUUCUAGAUGUACUGAAGAAACAAGGGAAACUCAUGGUGUCAUCUGUCCACAGACGUACGCAAUCACACUGACUUGUUAAACGUUCAAAGUCAACCAACCAUGUGCAUCUAGUAAAAACAACUUUAAAAAUGAAGGUGUAUAACAGAACAGUAUUGACUGUGACCUCCGACAACAGCUGUUUUGUUUGACCCUCUAUUGGAUCUGUUGCCCUCAGCCUACGGUUUCGGGCAACAGAUUUGUUCUUAGGUCAAAUAAAACAGCUGCUGUUCUUGGACCCAGUCAAUAACUGUAUAAUAUUUCAUUUACCGGGUAUACACAUUGUAUGUAAUACUGUAUGUAUUCACAUCUAUUUGUUAGUUUUUAUACGCCCGUCGAAGACGGGACGUAUUAUGGUAUGGCGGCGUCCGUCUGUCUGUCCGGACCUUGUGGGCAGGAUACAGAUUAAACCAUAAGCCCUAGGACUUUACAACUUGGUACAUUUGAUCACCAUGAUGAGAGGAAGAUGCCUAUUGUUUUUUAAGGUCAGAGGUCAAAGGUCAAAAUAUCACUUAUUAGGAAAACCUUGCGGGCAGGAUACAAACCGAACCGUAAGCUCCGGGAUAUUAUAACUUGGUAUAUUUGAUCACCAUGAUGAGAGGAAGAUGCCUAUUGUUUUUAAGGUCAAAGGUCAAGGUCGUAGUAUCACUUUUAGGAAAACCUUGUGGGCAGGAUACAAACCGAACCGUAAGCUCCAGGAUAUUAUAACUUGGUAUAUUUGAUCAUCAUGAUGAGAAGAAGGUGCCUAUUGUUUUUCAAGGUCAGAGAUCAAAGGUCAAGGUCGUAGUAUCACUUAUUAGGAAAACCUUGUGGGCAGGAUACAAACCGAACCGUAAGCUCCAGGAUAUUAUAACAUGGUAUAUUUGAUCAUCAUGAUGAGAGGAAGGUGCCUAUUGUUUUUCAAGGUCAAAGGUCAAGGUCGUAGUAUCACUUAUUAGGAAAACCUUGUGGGCAGGAUACAAACCGAACCGUUAGCAUAUUUAUGAAGUAGCGCAUUCUAAGGCUAUCCCUCUUUAUAUCUUGAUAUCCAUUUCUACAAGCAUAAUAAUGAAUUAGCUCACAGAGGACAGUGCUAACUUCACUAAAAUAUGAAUCCCACUAAAAUAUGUUUUCCUUGAGCAAAAUCUACGGGCGUAUUAUGCCACGUUGGCGUUGCUCUUGUUCGUGAUAAGAUACACACCAAGUGUUUCAGUGUAACUGUAAACUUAACAUUGUCAGAUAUCCACAGAGGAUCUCGUCUUACAUUUCAGAUCAGUGUGGGUAUCUAAUGAGGUAAACUUAACAUUGUCCGAUAGGCACGGCUGCAAACUUCUGUGACCUUCUCUGAUCAGUUUUUAUUUGUCUUCCGUGCUGUUCUUUUAUCAGCAUACAGCUGUUUAUUUGUCUGCCAGUCACUCUCAACUUUCAGAAUGGCUGCAUUGUUCUCGGUAGCCUAACAUGGGACAACUGUACCUGAAAAAUAGGUGAACAUGAGAAAAUGUUCCUCGCGCAAUAUACCGGUAUAAGAAAAUGUUACGUUUUAGAAUUCAUUUACUGAAUACUUUUACUGAAAAUUGCAUGGAUUUUUCUCUUUUUGUUUUAUUUCAUUCAAAACCCUGCAUAGCCAUUUUGCAGGUGAGUGGUGUGACCCAUGGGUUUCUUCAAGGAAAAAAGGGGGGAUUUUUUUUUUUUUUAGAAUUUUAUUAUUUAUCUAUUUAUUAGAUAGUUGAAUAUGCCUUUCAUAAUUGGUGCUUUUUUUUCUUCCUUUUUGAAUUCAAAGUCAGUGAGUGGCAUUGAGGGUUUAUACACUUGUUUGUUUUUAAUUCAAUGUAUAUUGUAGAAUGAUUAUGCAUUUUGAAUUUCAAUUUUGCACAAGAAAAUCCAUUCAUCUUAUUUUAUGUAUUUGCUUUAUAAUGAACCACCAUGUACCCUUCAGUUAUGCACGACACGUGUGAAUGUGUUGCUCAGUACAGAUCCCUAAAUUACUCAUGAAGUGGUCACUCGGAAAUACAAAUAUGAACUGAACUUAAUGUGAGGCUUGGAUCAAGAGUACGUAUUGGUAAAUAACAUACACUCUGUUUAUUAAGUUUCAUACAAUCUUUGUUGUUGUUAGUGGUUAUGUUCCACAACUGAAUAAAAUUUUAUUUCUUUGUUAUGGUAUUUUAUAAAACAAGUAUCUGUGAUAUAUUACAUGUCUAUUGAAAGUUUCUGAAUUUAUAAAUCAUGUCUGAAAUUAUUUA
Ostrea edulis (European flat oyster) is the source of this 3844-nucleotide messenger RNA. RefSeq names its product protein FAM221B-like. The record is from RefSeq and is a predicted model, not a curated record. The transcript is spliced from 6 exons. NCBI's taxonomy places the organism in Eukaryota, Metazoa, Mollusca, Bivalvia, Ostreida, Ostreidae. Bases 769 to 1578 code for a protein of 269 amino acids.